This is a messenger RNA of Fukomys damarensis (Damara mole-rat), 666 nucleotides long. It is a transcript of the gene Rpa4, whose product is annotated as replication protein A4. The record is from RefSeq and is a predicted model, not a curated record. Gene Ontology annotation, biological process: nucleotide-excision repair; double-strand break repair via homologous recombination; DNA replication. Gene Ontology annotation, cellular component: site of double-strand break; DNA replication factor A complex; chromosome, telomeric region. Lineage: Eukaryota; Metazoa; Chordata; Mammalia; Rodentia; Bathyergidae.
AUGGCAAUAACUCUGCUUCAUAGACACAACCAGCUGCUCACCUCCACUUUGGUUGAAAACAUGUUCAAGAUUAGGGACUUUUAGGUUUCACAGGUUUCCAUUGUGGGGAUAAUCCAGGAGACAGAGAGGGCUCCAAACUAUAUUCUUUACAAAAUUGUUGACAUGACCCCUAAACCAAUUGAGGCUGACCAGAGACUUGGCAGAGAAAAAGCUAAGCAGGGGAAGACUCCACUGCCAGUCGGAGUCUUUGUCAAAGUGGUCGGUGUUCUCUCAAGCUCCAUGGGAGCAAAGAGUCUUGAGAUAUUGAAAAUUCAUGUACUUGAGGACAUGAGCGAGUUUACCAUGCAUAUUCUGGAAGUAGAUAAUUCACACAUGAUGCUGGAUAAAGCACACCAAGAGUCCACUGAAGAAAGUAUGCCUGAGGCCCUGUCAGAAAUAGAUGUUGCUGCUGUGGUUCAUGGCCAGUGUCAAUUUAACUUCAUCUUGAAGAAAGUGCUGCAUUUGAUUCAAGUGUGUCCCCUAUUGGAAGGGAAACGUGUCCCUGAGCUGCAGACUGAGCUCUGCACAAUAAGUGUGAAGGUCAUCAAGCAAGCAAUUGAUCAUCUGACCAUUGGGGGCCAUAUGUAUUCUUCUGUGGAUGAGGAGCAUUUUAAAUUUGCUGGUUGA